UGCUAUAAAAGCUGUCAGUGGGAACCUCCCUGGCACCGCUGGUCCGUCUCUACUUUGGGCUUCAUGCCUGGCACGCACAGCGCAAAGGAUAUUCACCAGGAAAUCAUCUGUUCUACUCCUCCUGCCUGCUCCUCUCGUGCUGCAGCAUUCACUGAGCUCCAGCCCCUGAUGGCGAACCCCGACCCGCCGACUGAGCGUGACGACUCCCCAGUGGACAAAGACCCCGAGCAGCCGGGGCCAAGGAACCAGCAGAGGGCCAGGGCCUGCUUCCUCAAAGGACUCUCUUAUUUCUCUGGAGACAUGAAGGUGUUUGGAAAAUGGAUGGAAAGGCAGUUUUUCCUGCUGCAGUUGCUGGACUGGGUUCUGCGUGGAGCUGCUCAGGUGAUGUUUGUCAACAACCCUCUAAGCGGCCUCAUCAUUUUUGCUGGUCUCAUCCUGCAAAACUACUGGUGGGCUCUCAACGGCUUUGUGGGCACCCUCUUUGCCACCAUUUCUGCCCUCAUUCUGCAACAGAACAGGGGUGCAAUAGCCUCGGGGCUCUAUGGUUACAACGGCAUCCUGGUGGGUCUGCUGAUGGCGGUGUUCUCCGACAAAGGAGACUGGUACUGGUGGCUCAUGCUCCCAAACAUCUUCCUGUCCAUGAUGUGUCCGAUCGUGUCCAGUGCCCUGGCAUCCAUUAACAGUCGAUGGGAUCUGCCAGUGUUCACGCUGCCCUUCAACAUCCUGGUGUGUCUCCACAUAGUUGCCACUGGCCACUACAACCACUACUUCCCCCAAGUCCUCAUUCAGCCGCGCACGGAGCUGCCCAACAUCACCUGGGCUGACAUCGACGUGUCCCGGCUGUUCAUGUCGGUGCCUGUGGGAGUCGGCCAGGUCUACGGCUGUGACAACCCGUGGACCGGAGGAAUCUUCAUUAUCUCACUGUUCAUCUCCUCCCCUAUCACCUGCGCUCAUGCCGUCCUGGGAUCUGCCGUGGGCAUGGUUUCAGGUUUGGCCUUGGCAGCCCCCUUUGGAGACAUUUACUUUGGCCUCUGGGGAUACAACUGUGUGUUAGCCUGCAUUGCCAUCGGAGGAAUGUUUUACGCUCUCACCUGGCAGGUGCAUCUCCUUGCCAUCGCGUGCGCUUUCUUCUGCGCGUACCUCGGCUCAGCCAUUGCUAACAUCAUGUCAACGUUUGGGCUGCCAUCCUGCACUUGGCCUUUCUGUCUCUCUGCUCUCACUUUCCUCCUCUUAACCACGGGAAUCAGCAGGAUCUACAAGCUGCCACUGGCCAAAGUCACCUACCCCGAGAAAAACCUGCGCUACUACUGGAAGCUGAAGAAGCAGGAGAAAAUACAAAUGGCUGACAAGGAGAGGAUGGAAAGUGAGGAGGAGCAGAAACAUGUCAAAGAAGAGAUGAUGGUGAACGAGAAAGACCAACUGAGGCAAAAACUUGAGAGAUUGGAAGAACAGAGAAGCGCAGGUGAGGCAUCGGACGAUAAAGAUGAAGAGACACGUGUCAAAAGCCAUCCCCCCGCGGUCAAACUGCUUGGUACUGAAGAUGUCAGACACAGUGAUCUAACCGAGGUCACUGUUGCUGAUUCUGUUUAAUUCUGCAUGUCUGCAGUAGGAGACAUAAAAAGAUGACAGAGAAAUUCAAAUUGAUAAUUAGCAUGAAGAGCUAAUUAUGGUGGUAUAAAAUACAAAAUGGUGGUAUAAAAUACAAAAUGUUAGUGUAAAAAUAAAAUAGACAUGCUUUCAAAAAUGGAGACGGAACCACCUGGACACUUCCGCCAGAGAAGAGGUGUUUGUAUCAGAAUCAGAGUUCAUUUAACGUGUAUGUAAAUGAACUUGCUGUUCUGUUCCUGACCUCCCAGAUUCAAAGGCCAGCUGUCUGUUGCAGGCUGAUGUUCUAAUGUCUGUUGGACACAGUACAAAACCUCUGCCACAACUUGGUGCUUGCAGUUUAUAUGGAAAAGAUGAAUGUCAUAUGGUUCCCCAGGUGAUUGUGUGACAGGGGUGCACUUGGAAUGGAAUCAUUAAAUGUUUUUGAAUAUAUUCACCUUCCUAUUUCCAAGUUUUAAAGAGCCUAAUUACCUCUCUAAAUGUAGAUGUCCUUGAAGGAGACAAUACCUACAGUAUAUUACAGCCUGAUAUGUAUUAACAUGUAUUGGCAUGACACAACCUGAAGGACAUCAAAUGGCCGCCAUGUUUUUGUUUGUAUGUAAUUCCAAAUAUAUACAUAACAUGUCAUCAUUGUAUACAAGUUGUAAUGUUAUAUUAAUGUUAUUUUAACAUUUUAACAUUAUUCUGUACUAUUGUAUUUUUUUAUCAUCAUGUCAAUAAAGCAACUUUGAA
Molecule: messenger RNA, 2337 nt
Organism: Pungitius pungitius (ninespine stickleback)
Lineage: Eukaryota; Metazoa; Chordata; Actinopteri; Perciformes; Gasterosteidae
Gene: slc14a2
Product: solute carrier family 14 member 2
Exons: 10
Coding region: 64-1590 (508 amino acids)
Biological process (GO): urea transmembrane transport
Cellular component (GO): membrane
Molecular function (GO): urea transmembrane transporter activity
Source: RefSeq, a predicted model, not a curated record